UCUGUGUUUAUCUUCCGCAACAGCAACACGGUCUGCUCGCUGCUGCUGGGAAUAAUGGCUCUGAGAUUUUUGUGCACUACAAAUAUUUCAAAUCAAAAACAUCAUGGUUCUGCUAAAACUCUUGUCUGUGAAUAUGCAAUUCCAGCGAAAGUGGAGUUGAGAAACAGCAACAAAAAGUGUCUUGAGAAUGUGAAGAGCCUCGUGAACACUGUGGGGCUUCCCUCCAUUUCAUCAACUCCUCUUGAAUCUCUCCAGAGAGGUAACUGGGUCAAGCUCAUUUGUGGUGCAAGCUUUGAGGAUGUUGUUGAUAUAAGAAACCUUAGUCUGGUUUACACUCUUGCAGGAGUUGACUGCAUUGACUGUGCUGCUGAUGCAUCGGUUGUCAGCGCUGUGAAUGAAGGAAUUGAAGUUGCAAGUGAUAUCGUAUGUCUUCGCAGGCCGUGGGUUAUGAUCAGUGUCAAUGAUGAUAAAGAUCUUCACUUUCGUAAGGCUGAAUUUGAUCGAGAGGACUGUCCAGCAGACUGUUCACGGCCUUGUGAAAGUGUGUGCCCUGCUAACGCAAUAUCAUUCGGGAAAUCUACAUUAGGAAUUUCAUAUAAUACUGAAGCUCCAAGGGUACUAAAGGACGGAGUCAUAACGGAACGCUGCUAUGGCUGUGGUCGCUGUCUUCCAGUUUGCCCCUAUGAUAAAAUAAGAGAAGUAACAUAUGUAAGAGAUGCUAUUACAACUGCUGAUCUUAUCAAGAGAAGUGAUGUUGAUGCUUUGGAGAUACAUACAAGUGGGAGGCAGAGUACAAUGUUCAAAGAACUCUGGUGUGCUCUAGGAGAUUCAGUGGCAAAUUUGAGGCUAAUAGCCGUUAGCUUACCUAAUGGCGGGGAUUCAACAAUAUCCUCUAUGAACAAAAUGUUCUCUAUUAUUAAACCCAAUCUUCGAAGCUUCAACUUAUGGCAGUUAGAUGGCCGUCCCAUGAGUGGAGAUAUUGGGAGAGGAGCAACUAAGGAAUCAAUUGCCUUUGCUGUUCAAUUGGCUAAAGCAAAAGAAAGACCUCCAGGUUUUCUUCAACUUGCUGGUGGAACUAAUGCUCACACAAUUGAUGGGUUAAAGAAAGAGGGACUCUUUCAAACAACAUCUAUUACCGAGUUCUUAGAUGAUGAAGUGUCAACAAUCAGCUCAUCUGAUUCAUCGCAUGCUUUAAUUGGGGGCAUAGCUUAUGGCGGCUACGCACGGAAGAUUGUUGGUAGAGUAUUGAGAUCCAUGCAAUCCCAACAUGGUGGUGCUGCUCAAAUCGAGGAUCACCCUAAGCAUCUCUUGAUGGCUCUUAGGGAAGCACUUGCUUUGGUUGAACCUGUUAAAUGUCUAUGAUCCAAAACUACUACACAUUCACCCUAUUUGAAACUGUAGUGAAUACAAAGAUAGAAUAGAAACUUGUUAAAAGAUAAUAAUAAUAAUAAUAAUAAUAAUAAUAAUAAUGUAACAGCCCCAAACCCUGUAGCAUGAUAUUGUCCGCUUUGCCCUCGGGCUCACGGUUUUGUUUCUUGGGACACCCCACAAAAGGCCUCACACUAGAAGAGGUAUCCACACCCUUAUAAGACAUGCUUCGUUCCCCUCUCCAACCGAUGUGGGACAUUACAUCCUCCCCCACUGGGAAUACAUCCUCCCCCACUGGGAAUACAUCCUCCCCCACUGGGAAUACAGCGUCCCUGUUGUACACACCGGUCCAGGGCCAGGCUCUGAUACCAAAUGUAACAGCCCCAAACCCUGUAGCAUGAUAUUGUCCGCUUUGCCCUCGGGCUCACGGUUUUGUUUCUUGGGACAUCCCACAAAAGGCCUCACACUAGAAGAGGUAUCCACACCCUUAUAAGGCAUGCUUCGUUCCCCUCUCCAACCGAUGUGGGACAUUACAUCCUCCCCCACUGGGAAUACAUCAGAGCAGGGCCUCUCAUCCAGUACGGUGUGGUUCGAGGACGAACCAGGCGGAAGCUGGUGGGCAUGUAACAUCCCGGGCGCUGACGAGGGCGGGGAGUGAUCGCCGGUGCGAAAGGGCAUGGACAAGGAGCGGCUCCUGGCAGGCUUCUAGGGACGGGGGUACAUGAAUGAAUCGAAUCCACACCCGAAAGAGAGAGAUUCCAGAGACUGUGCUGGUAUGAGACGGUAUAGUUGGGAAUGGAUUAUAAGAAUUAAUUGGUACUACCUAUACUAACAAGAUGCAUCUACUUUUCGGUAGCCCGGAACGGAAGAACUCCAUAGUUAAGCGUGCUUGACUUGGGGCAAUUCUGGGAUGGGUGACCUCCCGGGAAGUUUUCCCGGGAAGUGUGCGAGUGAGGACAAAGCACGCUGAAAAGUCUCGUGUUAGUGUGUGGGGACAGUCGUUAAUCCUUGCAAGUUGCCGGGCAUUACAAAUAAUAAUAAUAAUACCACCAGAGCACAAUGUAAAGUACUUUCCAUUCAUGCAGCAAAAUGAAAAACUGUUGUUUAACUGUUAUCAGUAUGAGAUGACAAAAUUUGUGCUUGAUUGGUGGGGAGCGCCAGCCCAAAACUGCAGAGCAAGAUAGCAUAAGAUGCAUGAGUGAAUUCAAAGUGCAAACACUUAUUCUCCUAUAGGUUUCUCAUCUUGUCCCAGAAAUACAUGGUUUAAACGUGUAGGUUGUUGGAAAUCGACAAUUUACAUAGUACACAAAUCGCAAAUGAAAAGAGAAAGAGAGAGAGAAUUGACAUGGUGAUUUAUUUUGGUUCACCCAACGUAGGUUAUGUUGUUUAAAAGACAGUGAGUGAUAAUUAAAAUCACUAAUAGAAUUGAACUGGUGUAUGAAGCAGAUGAGAAUACUAAUCAUGAACACAAUGCAAUGGAUAAAAUAAAGAACAAACUUACAGUAUGUUAGAGUACAGAACAAAAUGAACAAUGUAUGCAGGAUAGUAUAAGAAAUCCAAGCUCAAUAAAAAGUGUCUCCUUAAGACAUUUUGUUUCCUCACUGACGCCGAAGGUUGAUGAAUACUUGUCUCCUAGGUUAGAACGGAUUGCGUCUGAAGAAUGAUGACACUAUCAGUCAACAGUCUGAAUGAACACAACAAGAUACCAGAGAAAUUACACCAGAAAAAAUGGAAGGAAGCAUGCAAAAUCGGAUGAAGGAAAAAUUCCUGCAGAGUAACAGUGUAGAAAAUCGGAUAAAAUUUCUGAAGGGGUCAGGGUCUAUAUAUAGACACUGACCGGUCACGAUGAACUGCCGUGACUGACGGCUGCGAAUGGGUAUAACCGAUGACCGGUUCGGUUCAAUAUUGAAUGAACGUGUCGGUUCGAACCGAAAAGGAAGAACCGGUUCGGUUUAAAACGUUCAAAAAAUCGGCGGGAAGAAACGUUUGGUUUGAAGAAUCUGGUGGAAAGCAACGGAUAGGGACAAGGGUAUUUUUGGACAAAAAAUUAAUAAAAUAAUUUUUAUUUCACACACACGUACGAGUCGAGCCGGCCGGCCAGAUGACGACGCGCGUGUGGUUGACCAAAGGCCAUCUAGCCCCUCUCCCCUCCACAAAAGUGUAGUGCCCCAAUUUAGAAGUGUGAGGUGGGAGUUUAUAUACCCUCUCACCUCUUCUUAGUUAUCCAAUGUGGGACUUCUUAAAACUCACCUAACCCUUCAACUUCCCUCUUCUCUUUUCUUUUCUUCCUAAACCCAUUUCUUAUUCAUAACUCAUAGGAUGUAUAUACAAAUUUCCAACGUCCAAAUUGUCUGUAUUAUUUUCAUCUCAUCGUCACUCAUUACAAGUCACUCGGUUUACAAUGAGAAUAUACAUAAGAUUAGAAAAUCCUAAAAGUAGCUAUUUAUGGGUCCAAGCUCAAACUUUUUAUUAAGAAAAAGAAAAACUAUAAUAAAUCAGAGGCCCACAAUAGUACCUAGUCUUUACAGGCCUGAGAGUGCUGCUCUCGGACCUCUGCUGCUCACCUGGGAGCGGGACUCCAGUUGCCUUUUGUCUUUCUGCUGAUCCUAACAAUAAAAAUUCUCAUCAACAUUUAAAGUAUUAGCCAUACCCAACAUAGACUAGUUUGGGGUCCGAGGGGAUGGUGGAGUUCUUGGCUUCUUGCACUGAGACGAGGGAUAUAUGGCCCUAUGGUGGGCCUGAGUGAAAUACAAAUAUAAUGUAAUUGUGACAAAGCAAAUCAAACUCAAAAUAGCCUAAAAGGGCCCGUUUGG
Molecule: messenger RNA, 4181 nt
Organism: Gastrolobium bilobum
Lineage: Eukaryota; Viridiplantae; Streptophyta; Magnoliopsida; Fabales; Fabaceae
Exons: 12
Coding region: 55-1362 (435 amino acids)
Source: RefSeq, a predicted model, not a curated record